AUGUUCGAGGUCAGCAAGGUUCGGCGGAAAAGGGCUCGAAGAUCUCGUGACAGGGUCUGUGCAGUUGAUGACUCUACUGUAACGAAAAUUUCCGUCACAAGUUUUGCGUCAAAAUGUGCCAAAGUGGUUGUUUAUCAGCCAAAGUGUUCAGUGGACCGUUCAUGCUCUUGUUUCAUCCUAUUGACACGUCCAACACAACUUGCCCUUUUCGGCAGAGCGAAAGUAAUGCACCUCUGUGGACCAAGCAUCCAUAUACUAGGUGGUACUAUGGAACCAAAUCUUUCCACUUCCUUCAAUGUAUUUUCUUCUACCUCGCACACACCUAUAUCAAUCAAGCAGUCGGAUGAUGCAGCUAAGGAAAAUGCAGCCACAAGACUUCUGUCUCUAGAGGUGAAACUCGCAGUUGAAAGCCUCUGUGAACCUGGUGACGCCUGCUCUAUUAUUGAAUCUCUUGUCGCUGAACUGGAUUCCUUUCAAAAUUCUGCUUCCGUUUUGCAUUUCAGUCCCUUUUCAAACCGCGUUCUUGAUUCCGUCACUGAAGUGAAGCGAUUUCGCUUUUUAUUUCAUUUGCCAUCAGAAGGCACAGUGCCAGGUAUCUCUUUAGCCCAUUCUCUUGGAUUUAAUUUUCUUGAGCAUGAUGGUAGCUUAGGCUACCAAGUCGUACCGGAGAUCUCAAAUAUUUCGGUAAGAUUUGGUAGCAUCUCAGUGGACAAAUCGUAUAAGAGGCAUGUGAAUAAAAUUCUGAUUUGUGGUCCGAAAGGUGCUGGGAAGUCGUCUCUCUUACGUUUCUUAUCAAACACAAUUCUUACGGAUACGAGCUGUCCUUCUGAAGAGCGGCGCGUUGCAAUACUUGAUUGUGAUGUUGGGCAGCCUGAAUUCACACCGAGUGGAAUGAUUAGCUUAUCACUUCUUAGACAACCACUAUUUGGGCCUCCAUUUACUCAUCUGUUUUCUGCUGAUAUGGAUAUAAUUCGUCAGUGUUUUGUCGGGAGCAUUUCACCUUCUGACGAUCCCAAUUUUACCUGA
Heterobilharzia americana is the source of this 1026-nucleotide messenger RNA. The record is from the annotation of a GenBank genome assembly. NCBI's taxonomy places the organism in Eukaryota, Metazoa, Platyhelminthes, Trematoda, Strigeidida, Schistosomatidae.